CCUGUUAUAAAAUAUACCUUUUACGGUAGCACAUCGCAAACCGAUUUCAACCAAAUUAUUCUUACCAGCAUUAUCUGAGUCAUGUCCGGUUUUAGCCAAUACCGCCAGCGUCCUCUUCUCCCUGCCGUUCAGCCUCAAACCCCAUCCCCUACUCAAAACUUCCUCCCUCGAAACAUUUUCCCUCGACCCUCACGAAACUGCGCCGCGAUUGCUUGCGAGGGCUGUCGAAAACGGAAAACUAGAUGUAACAGAAGUCGACCGCGUUGCACAAGCUGUACCCGAGCCGGCUCAGAGUGUACCUACGCAUCCCCGACCAACGGAAUUGAGCUACGACGGCAGUUUAGACGUCUCCAGACAGAAAGACUGCGUAUCAGAGGCUUAUAGAUACACUGCGCUCAAGAGACCCCCGCGAGGCGAAUCUUAUCCUCGAUCUGCUUCGGCAAAACACAAGCGUGGACGACGUUCUGCGCCAGAUAAAGCACGGAGGUAUGCUAUGCGAGUUGUCUACUGUGCCUGAGACUAG
This is a messenger RNA of Fusarium oxysporum Fo47, 523 nucleotides long. RefSeq names its product Zn(II)2Cys6 transcription factor domain-containing protein. Gene Ontology annotation, molecular function: zinc ion binding; DNA-binding transcription factor activity, RNA polymerase II-specific. Gene Ontology annotation, biological process: regulation of DNA-templated transcription. The transcript is spliced from 2 exons. NCBI's taxonomy places the organism in Eukaryota, Fungi, Ascomycota, Sordariomycetes, Hypocreales, Nectriaceae. The record is from RefSeq and is a predicted model, not a curated record. Bases 82 to 384 code for a protein of 100 amino acids.